CAAAAUCAAAGACUACACACAUAAGCCUACAGAGACAGACGGACGGCCACAGCCAUACCCACCCCAAAAAUGGGGGAAAGGAGGAGUUAAAGGGGAUGGGAGAGGGACUGGUCACACCUUCCUCUUAAGGAUCAGUGGGUGAAAGAGAGGGGUGAUGGGUUUUGAAACUUGCUGCACUUGACCUGUCGGUGGGGUCUUGGGGGACUUGUGGACCACGCUGAGCUAUGGCUUCGCUCCUGUCCUGGCUUUUCAUCACCAUAUGGUUGGAUCACACCCUGGGAAACCCGAAGGAUGAAGGGAACCUCUACUCGGACAACAUCACCCGGAUCCUGGACAAGCUGUUGGACGGCUAUGACAACCGGCUCCGGCCGGGUUUUGGGGGCGCCGUGACAGAAGUCAAGACGGAUAUUUACGUGACCAGCUUUGGCCCCGUGUCAGACGUGGAGAUGGAAUACACAAUGGAUGUUUUCUUUCGUCAGACAUGGAUUGAUGAAAGAUUAAAGUUUAGAGGACCAACUGAGAUUCUGAGAUUGAACAAUUUAAUGGUCAGUAAAAUUUGGACCCCAGAUACAUUUUUUAGGAAUGGCAAAAAGUCAAUAGCUCAUAACAUGACAACUCCCAACAAACUCUUCAGGAUAAUGCAAAAUGGAACCAUUCUGUAUACAAUGAGACUUACGAUAAAUGCUGACUGUCCCAUGAGAUUGGUCAACUUCCCUAUGGAUGGGCAUGCUUGUCCACUGAAGUUUGGGAGCUAUGCUUAUCCCAAAAGUGAAAUAAUUUAUACAUGGAAGAAAGGACCCCUCUAUUCUGUAGAAGUUCCUCAGGAGUCUUCAAGUUUACUCCAGUAUGAUCUGAUAGGACAAACAGUUUCAAGUGAAACUAUUAAAUCCAAUACAGGUGAAUACGUAAUAAUGACAGUUUAUUUCCACCUGCAAAGAAAGAUGGGAUACUUUAUGAUACAGAUUUACACUCCCUGCAUUAUGACAGUCAUUCUUUCUCAGGUGUCUUUUUGGAUUAAUAAGGAGUCUGUUCCUGCCAGGACUGUUUUUGGAAUUACCACCGUUUUAACAAUGACUACUCUAAGCAUUAGUGCCCGUCAUUCUUUGCCCAAGGUGUCCUAUGCUACUGCCAUGGAUUGGUUCAUAGCUGUGUGUUUUGCUUUUGUCUUUUCUGCACUCAUUGAGUUUGCAGCCGUCAACUAUUUUACCAAUCUUCAUGUCCAGAGAGCAAAGCGUAAGGCAGCCAAGGCAGCAGCUCUGGCAGAAGCCCUGUCAGCAACCACGGACCCAGAAAAGGAGAGGAUUGUCUCGCACUCUGCUUCCAACUACAAUUUGAAGAAGCGAAUGAAUUCUUUGACCUCACAUAAAGUUCCAUCUCUUGACAUUAGCAUGGUUUCUACCACUGUACCUAAUUCACAAUCAGCUUCCACCACUCCCCCAUCAUCUGGACCAAAUGAUGGCACAAGCAAAAUAGAUGAAUAUUCCAGGAUUCUCUUCCCAGUGGCAUUUUCAGGAUUCAAUUUGGUAUACUGGAUUGUUUACCUUUCCAAAGAUACGAUGGAAGGUAACAGUAAUGUUUAAAAGCUUUCAGGCAUGGUUUAACACUACAGAUAAUUUAGGAGAGCCAAUAUUGUUCUAUCACUGAUUUUUUAAAUGUAUUGUAGAUACUGUCAUAGUAAUUAUGUGAUGAUUAUGGAUUUGAUAAAAAACACUGAUUCUGUCAAAGGCUGGUAAAGAUGGAUAAUUGAAAACAUAUAUUACUUGGCACAGGACUUUAAUAAACUGGGUUAACUGUUUCAAAUAAAUGUAUAAUGACAUUUAAAAUUAA
Molecule: messenger RNA, 1827 nt
Organism: Tachyglossus aculeatus (Australian echidna)
Lineage: Eukaryota; Metazoa; Chordata; Mammalia; Monotremata; Tachyglossidae
Gene: GABRA6
Product: gamma-aminobutyric acid type A receptor subunit alpha6
Exons: 9
Coding region: 225-1580 (451 amino acids)
Biological process (GO): monoatomic ion transmembrane transport; signal transduction; chloride transport
Cellular component (GO): postsynapse; synapse; neuron projection
Molecular function (GO): transmitter-gated monoatomic ion channel activity involved in regulation of postsynaptic membrane potential; benzodiazepine receptor activity; GABA-A receptor activity
Source: RefSeq, a predicted model, not a curated record